Oikopleura dioica is the source of this 1023-nucleotide messenger RNA. The record is from the annotation of a GenBank genome assembly. Lineage: Eukaryota; Metazoa; Chordata; Appendicularia; Copelata; Oikopleuridae.
AUGAGAUUGGAAGACUCUUUUAUCCCCCAGGAAACGCCGGUGAAAAAGAACGAUCUAUCGACGAAGAACUUUGUUUUUGAUGUUGCCAAAAAUAAAUUCCUGGAAAAGAAUGAAAAACCACACACGAAAACAUCGUUAAUAACAGUAUCAAUGGUGAAUGGAGAAACCGUCCAAACCUUCGAGAAUCUUCUUCACAUUUCUAAAGGUCACCGAAAAAAUCUUUGGAAGAGAUUUAACAAUAAGGAGUACACUGUUGAGGGAGAUAAAAAUUCAUGGGUUCGAGAAGACUGGGGUUACCCGAAAGACAGAGCGGUGUCAUCGAAAAAUACCCAACCUGAUCAACAGAAGAAGAAUUCUUCCAGUAAGAACGUUUCAAGCGAUACCCCUAACAACGUCGUUUUCCAUGGGGCCAGCGAAUACGAAGAUCCAAAACCUACAAGAGUCAUCUAUUCAGCAUUUUCCAAAGAAGCAAUUUCUUUCUACUCACUCCCGGUCCUCGACUUUUUCCGAUUAUACAGAAACAAAUGCUAUUAUGAAGAGGAAUCGCUGCUCAUUUUUCCUCCCAAAGAAGGGGACUCUCGCAAAAGAGGUUUCAGAAAAGAGGCUUUCUUAAGACUUCAAAUUCCUUCUGGUUCUCUUCGUAAAGAAAGCCCUGAUCUUCUGCCUGAGAUGCUUUUGUUUGAAAGAGCUAUUCCUUUCACGCCUGAAAUAUGCUCUUCAUUACCGAAGAGAUGCGACCCCGAAAGCAUUCAAAACUACAUCGAGGAGAAAGUCGAAUCCACCGUAAAAAGAAUUAAACUUAUCAUGGGAAACCCAAACGCUGACACAAGCGAAUCAAAUGCAGUCGAGAAUCUCGCCAAAGAGCUGUUAAAUAUAACGAAAAAAUUGGAAUUGAUGCAGAAGCGACUUGAAAGCGGAACUCUUCAUUUUCUUGGGCAUGAACCUUGGAGAUUCAUCCCUAAAGCAAAUAAAAUCAUGGCGAUUCGAGCUGCUCUUCAGUCAAAAAAAACGACGAUCUUCUAA